AAUCGAACGCGUUCCCUUCUUUUUAUGGUCCUUCGCGAAGACAAACUCCCUAGACGUGGCAUCGAAAGCAGCGACACCCGACUGUGGUCGAACGAAUUCGGGCAGAUUCGGGCGCGUGCGAUACGAGGCGCGCGUAGAAGGGCGCAUGCUGGGACGUGUCACGGACACGCGUGUGUCACGAUCGCGUAUACAUUUGCAUCGUGACUGGCCAGAAGGCAACGCGGCGGGACGCAAGGGGGCGGCAUUCGAGGCUUGGGAGAGCAGACAGGCGCGUAGAUAGGCCAGCUCACGGUGGCGUUUCCGCAGCGAGCUACGGAAUCAUCCCAUGCUCGUAGGCCGCCGCGUGUGGCUCGCGUUCAGAGGGUUCCUCGUCUCGUCGAUGGUCACGCGUCGUGUCAACGCGAACAGUGACCGACAGCGACACUUGACAACGUCACAACCGUACGCGUUUAAGGGUGUGCGAUGAAUUCUCACGGGAAAUAACCGCGGCAACUUUCAGAGCAAAGAGAAAUCCCGCGUAACCGUUUGCAAACUGGUUGCUAGCAUCAAGGCGGUACGUCGAGCUGCUGUGCCUACUGCUACUCGUGGUGGCGGUGGCAGUGUUAGUGGUGGCCGUGGCGGUGGUGGUGGUUUCCUAUCGUGGUGGUGCCCGUUGGUAGUCGAGAAUCGUAUCGUGGUGGUGGUGGUAGUAGUGGUGGUGCUGUCAGAGUAGUGCUGCGCCUCGUUCGACGACGGUGGCGAGGGAGAGAAGGAAAAGUGGCCCUCGAGGUUACGAGGCCAGAGGAGAAAGUGGGUGUUGCCGGAGUGACAACGGGAGGAUCAUCCGGGUCCUCGACGCCAGGACACGAGAAACAGGGGUCUCGGUGUGUAGGAUGCUCGUCGGUCGACGAUCCAGGAGUCGACGUCUCCUAACCGAGAGCCUGAUCCUCGUUGAUCGUGUGCCUCGGUGUCUUCGGCGCUGAGCAGUGGGGCACAGGAUGGCAGGAUCGAGCAGGGAACCCAGGCCAGGCCCUGAACGACAGUGUUCAUCCCUCGUGAAUCGUCGCGACAGACGAAGCUGGUCUUCGUUCGAUUAAGGGUAGCUUGGAAGGACAGCGAGAGGGGUGGUUGGUCGGCGUGGUGCUCGGCGAGAUCGAGAUGAGCGAUCUACAGGCCACUCUCGAGUUCUCCCUCGAGCUCUGCAAGUUCUACAAUGUCGACCUGUUCCAGCGUGGGUAUUACCAGAUACGAACCGCCCUCAGAGUGUCGCCGAAACUGCCUGUCAAGGUGGAAGUUAACCAGCUGCAGAACCAAUCGUUGGAGGCACCCGGAACGAGCAAGCGCUUUCAGAUCCUCUUCAGAAACGAGGAGGUGAAACUAGGCACCUCGGUCCUAUUCCGAGCACACGUGCUGGUUCACAGUCACAAGAUCGAGGAGGUCCUCUCCCGCACCCACUUCAAUCUCGGCGUCGAGCUAUGGUUCAGCGAGCCGACGCAGCCCGGGAACAUGGCGUGCGUGUCGUCUAGGGCGUUGCAGCUGAACUUCGCGCCCACGAAAGGGCUUCACUAUCAUCUGCCUGUACGCUUCGAUUACUUCCAUUUUGCCGCUGUCUCCAUCACGAUACACGCCUGCCUCGUGGCCCUUCAUCAGCCUUACAUCAAGAAGAGCAUACUUCAUUACGUGCAGAGCUGCGCCCCACGCGGAGGGAAGCCGUGGCUGCAGUUCAAACAAUCCGCGGCAAACGGAGACAACGAUGCCCAGUUAGGAAAUAUCGAAACGACGACGAGAUGCGUAGGCUCGGCCACGAGGAUACAGCACGCGAAACUGGUACAACAGGAGGUAAUCAGGUUACUUUUGGCCGCGAGGGAAUCUUUGCUCAACGAUUUAGCUGAUUUAGCGCGGCUGCUACCUUCCCGCCAGCAAAGAGCUCUCGAGCUCGCUCAGAACACGCACAAAGAGAUUACCAAGUUGCAGAUGAUGGACUCGGAGGAAACAGAUAUCGCUCAACUCUGCGCACAAAAUAUUGUCCUAUGGCAGCAUUUUCUCGAAGCCUUCUCCGGACGCGAGGCUGUCCAUCAGCAUCUAGCGAGGAUCCAUCAUCAGCUGAGGGUGAAACGUUUCGCGGAAGGUUUCUUCGUACAGGAAAAUCCCAGGAUAUCCGCAUGGGGUUGCUAUGACGCGCACUAUCAGUCGUAUCAGGCAGUGAGCGAGGCUGCACGAAGAUCGCGCUACCUCGCCUCGUUACCUCCACUUCCGGUGCACUGUCCGGAACUGGACGGGGACCUUCAUUCUCUGCCUUUGAUCUUCGAGGACCACUACGUGGAUAUGAAACAGAGGCACAGAAAUAGCGUACCCUGCAUAGACGACUGCAGUUGCGGGAUAGCAGCGAUUCUGGAGUCUCGAUCCAUGGGUAUCUGGUCGCCGAGGAGCGAGGGCGCUGCGCAGGACAUGGAGUCGGUGCAAGGUCGCCUGACGCUCACGCCCUCUAGUCUGCCCGCCAAGCACAGCAAGUCCCUGGACCAAUUGGGCCCGGACAUACCGCAAGCACAGCCGAGGACCUCGCCGAAGACCCUUCCCCGAUCGGUGUCCACGCAGCUGUUCCCGCGACAGAGGGGCGUUUCGAGGAACGUCACUCCGCCAGCGACAGUUCCUUCGAGAGGAAGGCAAAGGUCGACAGCGCCGUCCAGUAGCACGCUUUUCCCACCCUCUGGCCAGCAGGCCUGCUCCGCGCCUAACCCAUCCCUCGGCUCGACGCCCGUGGUCCCACUGCCCCGCGCUAAGUCCACGCAGAUGCUGGUGCUGCCCAGGCAGCAGGCCGAUCCUCAGAACACCUCCAUCACGUCGCUCCUGGCGGCCAUGUUCCCGGAACUGCCGCCUGGGGAACAGCUGCCUGGGUACAGACCUUCGAACAAGUCGUGCGAGCAGACUCUCACGGUGCCCACGUGCCUGCCAACCAUGGACCAUUGUCAAAUGACAGACUGCUGGAGCGAGAACAAGGCCCCCAACGUUGCUGAAGAUUACCAUUCCCUGGACACCAGAAGAAUCCGCCUAGAGCCACGCAGUCAUCGGCUAGCAGCCCGCCAACCACUAAGUACGGCCACCAACGACCAAAAUAGCUUCGUAGCGAACAAAGUGAGCGUGAACGGCGAGAGCUUCCUCCCAGAACAGCAGCCCCUUCACACAGCCACUCUGGACAGGGUGACUUACCGAGGAAAUUCGCGCAAAGAGACUCACCAGCCCGCUGGUAAAUACAGCCAGGCGAACGGACUGGAAUCUCGCAGGUACCACACGAUCGGGAAGACCUCGUCAGGGCUGAACCAGCGGAAGGUGGAGGCCCAGGACCUGAUGAACGGCGGAGGGUUGCCGAGCAGCCACUCGAUGAUGGCCGACCCUCUGUAUCAGAGGUCUAACUACACGCCGACGACCACGGAUUCGUUCUUCUAUCGCACGAAUGGCACCAGUGGACGGACCCACGGCGAGCCGGAGAGGCCCAGGAGACCCAAGAGCACAGAGAGAUUAGUGGACGACGUGGACAGGAACGAGUACUGCGAUUUCUGCAGAGAGAGGCCGAGGAGGAGAGACGAGAGACCAGGUGUCAAGUCACCGCGGAAUGGCGUGACACCGUGCUACGAGGAGAAGCACAGGAGGCCUCAGAGCGAGGACAAGAUACAGGAAGUGAGCAACGAGGUGUUCUACAAAGUCGUGACCACUAUGCCAGAGUCGAAGAAGGAGCAGAGAGUGGAGAAGAGAAAGGUUAGGUAUGGAAGGAGACCGCACUCUGCGCCUGUUUUAGAUAUAGAUCAUCCGGCUGAGGAAAGCAGGAAGUGCGGCCAUAGACACAGGAAACCGGCCCCUCCGCCCCCAGCUUAUCAGGACCCCGCAGUUGCACCGUUGCCAAAAUAUCGACCUCCGCCUCCGGUACCCACGACGAGCGUCCUGGAGGUGGAGAAUAACAAUAAAAUUAUACUGAAGGUGGAGCCCAUGAAAUCUCCCAUGGAGACAUCCGUAACGAACGGGACUUCCCCUUCGAACGUCUCGAACGCCGUAGCCCCGGCGCCGAGCGUGAAAAGACUGAGAUGCGCCAGCGUGCCAGUGGCGCAGAACAAGGUGGUGGUGCCACGCAGCGCGGUGUCCUUGCUGUGCAUGUCGAUCCGGGACAGCAAGGACAGCCUUAGCAACAAUCUUCCCGUCAUUCCGAACCCGCUCAGCCCGCCGUCCAGCAGGCCGAGCAGCCCGACCACUAGCUCCAGCUCCUCUAACCUCACGUCAGAGUGCUCCGGGUGGGUGAGCAGCGGGGACACGUCUAGCUCGGAACAGCGUCGCAACGCGAAGCUCUCUAGCGAGCAGCUACGUCAGAAACUGUCGAAGAUCGUGCCUAGAAAGGAGAGGCCAGCCCCGACUAAGGAGACUGUAGAGGAGCACUCUUACGAGGAAGUGCGACUCCCGCCUCCUAAGAUGUUCCAGGACGAGCCUCCGCCUCCGGAGGAGUUCCGUGAUCCUCCAGCUAUUAUCGAUAAUCCUUUGUACCACGUCUAUGAGACGGUAAAGCCGGUUAGAAGCCCUAAGCAGACAAAGACUGCGCCUUGUAGCCCUCAGAAGAAUAGGGACAGGGAGAGAGAAAGGGAGAGGGACCUGCCUUACGGGGCUAGGGACAUUUGCUUGGACUGCUACCAGGAGGGCAAGGAGAUACUACAAACGACACAGGACGAUGCAAUUAAUUUUAAGAAGUGCAAGGAAGAUUUCAAGAGGCAGAUGAGCUUCUCAGGGAAGAUCUACAGAGAACGCAAGGAAGCGCAGUUGCGUUUCCAUAAACGUGCCCAUUCCCUUGGAUUCGGUGACUUCCUGACCCCGUCGUCGGUAAAACCUCUAAGAUCGAAUGUGCCUCUUAGUGACUAUCCGACCCUGGCCUCGACCAUGCCGUACUUCCACAUCAGCAACGAGUACCGGCUGUUCUCGCUGAAACGGCCUCAUCUCAUCAUCUGCGUCCACGGUCUCGAUGGCAACCCUGCUGAUCUUCGUUUGGUCAAGACGUACUUGGAAAUGAGUCUUCCCGGGGCGCAUCUAAAUUUUUUAAUGUCCGAGAGGAAUCGGGGUGACACGUUCUCGGAUUUCGACACAAUGACUGAUCGAUUGGUAGCCGAGAUUCUUCACCACAUCGAGUCGUCUCGUCUGAACCCGACAAAAGUGAGCUUUAUCGGACAUUCUUUAGGGACCAUCAUCAUAAGGAACGCUCUGACGCGGCCUCAAUUACGACCGCUUCUUCCACGUUUACACACCUUCCUCAGCCUAAGCGGCCCCCACUUGGGUACAUUGUACAACACCAGUGGAUUAGUUAACGCAGGCAUGUGGUUCAUACAGAAGCUGAAGAAAUCCGGUUCGUUGCUGCAACUGGCCAUGAAAGACUCGACGGACGUCAGACGGUCGUUCAUGUUCCGCCUCAGCCAGAAGAGCAAUCUCGAGAAGUUCAAACACGUCCUCCUGUGCGGCAGCGCGCAGGAUCGAUACGUGCCGCUCCAUUCCGCGCGUAUAGAGCUGUGCAAAGCCGCCGUACGGGAUUCGACCGAUCAAGGCGCAGCGUAUCGCGAGAUGGUGCACAACAUCCUGUACCCGGUGAUGUCCACGUCCGGAGUGAGCCUGGUGAGGUACGACGUGCACCACGCGUUGCCGGCCACGGCGAACACGCUGAUUGGCCGAGCCGCGCACAUCGCCGUCCUCGAUUCCGACCUUUUCAUCGAGAAGUUCCUGCUGGUUGCUGGUCUGAAGUACUUCAGAUAAGGAACGGACUGCCUAGCGACUUGAAGGAUGAACCGAGGCAUGGGAAGAACGGAUGAGAAGAGAGGGAGAAGAUGAUAAAACCUAGUCUAAUACUAGCGAAUUAUUAGCAGCAGGGAGAGAUGAGGAAAAAUGUCGAGAGCGGAUUCUCGUAACUCUCCGUGACGUCUCCGAUCGCAUUAGGAUUAAUUAGCGCGUCCUGCUCGAUAAUUGCCCCGCUUCGACCAACCACCCCGAAUCCCUGACCACCAAUCCCCGCGAUGCUUGCUCCGUUUCUCUUCUUCCAACGAUCCGGUGAUCGUUAGAUCGAUCGGAAGCGGGGCAAUUCGACGUUUUUACACGGUUAACAAGCGGCCACUUCGUUCGAACAUGUUUUAGAUAAGAACGUCGUCGAAUCAGUUUCUCUCGUUAGGUUCCUAAGUGUCAUUCCAUCGGGCGUCGAGGCGCCGCCGACGGGCGCGCGCGCCACCCUCACCCUCCAUUGACGAUUCAUCGAGCCAUCGAACGAUAUCUAACGAAUGGACCUAUGCCUGAGCAAAGGAACGGGCCUACUUGCGGCUCCUACGCCGCAGCUGGUCUUCUCUGAACGAGGAAAAGACGGAACGGGUCGGUCGAAUGCGAGAACAGGUGGUUUCAGCCGUUUGACGCAGUGUGAUAUCGUUUUGACGAUGUUCCGAUACAGUCUGACACCGUUUCAACGCCAUUUCAUGCGAUUUCACAUCGUUUGAUACGGUUUGACGCUGUUUGACGCCGUUCUAUGCCGUUUGACACCAUGUGACGCAGCGUGAUACCGUUCUGACGAUGUUCCGAUGCAAUCUGACGUCGUUUUACACGGUUUGACGCCGUUUGUGAUUUUAAACGUCGUUUGAUACAGUGUGAUACCGUUUCGACGAUGUUGCGGUACAGUCUGACGCCAUUUAACGUCAUUUCGUGCGAUUUGACACCGUUUGAUACGGUUUGACGCUGUUUGACGCCGUUCUAUGUCGUUUGACACCAUGUGACGCAGCGUGAUACCGUUCUGACGAUGUUCCGAUGCAAUCUGACGUCGUUUUACACGGUUUAACGUCGUUUUACACGGUUUAACGCCGUUUGAUGUGAUUUUAAACGUCGUUUGAUACAGUGUGAUACCGUUUCGACGAUGUUGCGGUACAGUCUGACGCCAUUUAACGUCAUUUCGUGCGAUUUGACACCGUUUGAUACGGUUUGACGCUGUUUGACGCCGUUCUAUGUCGUUUGACACCAUGUGACGCAGCGUGAUACCGUUCUGACGAUGUUCCGAUGCAAUCUUACGUCGUUUUACACGGUUUGACGCCGUUUGAUGUGAUCUUAAACGUCGUUUGAUACAGUUUGAUACCGUUUCGACGAUAUUCCGAAACAGUCAGACGCCGUUUAACGUAAUUUCAUGCGAUUUGACACCGUUUGACGUCGUUUGAGACAGUUUGACGCGUUCACUGCUAUCCGGAAUACGCAUGGGCGAGCUUUUUAGUGAAGAUAGGAAGUGGUAGAGUGUAAAACUGUUAUUGGUUCGCUACAUUAGUCACAUUUCCGUUGGUAAUCCACAAUGUAACGCGACACCAGGUGAAGGUUAAUGGCGAUUUAUAUAUAAUACAGCGACUGGAACUCGGAUCGAAUGGGAAUUGAUGUACAAUACCUUAGUGGAAACUGGAAUUGAAACCUCCCUUCUGCGGUGAUGAUAAAUGUGAUAUAUGUAUACUGGCACAAUAACUGGUGCUCUGCUUUUUAUCUAUAGUCAAACCUGUCAUGAUAUCAUUGAUGUGCGUUCCAUUUAUUUUUCUCGUCGAGAUAGGAUCGAUCUUUUUAUAACAUUUUUGCAACAAGCAUUCCAUGUCGUCGAUUAAGAGUCAUUUGCUUCCCCACGUUUCCCUCGAUAUCCUCGAGAAACACGUUGACAUCUCUCGAUGGUAGUAAGGUUAGUUCCACGCGUUUUGUAAUACCCCGAACCAUCGAAGACUAUAACCAAUAACAGUUCACGAGCGUUCAAACGACGUGGAACCUCCUCGAACUAGCUUCGACCGAUUCCGAGUAUCGAGUAUUCGGCCUAUCGCGAACCUGAGGCUGUCGAGUGAAUUCCCAGGCGUGAAAACGAACGGAAUAGCAGAGGAAAGACGAAUAAUCAUCGUUCAAACACGAAACACGAACAAGGAUCGACCGAACGAUCCCGUCUAUCAGCGUCUAUCAUCGUCAUCGACAUCGCGUCAUCGUUUCCAACCGAAAAAUCCGUUUUAACAUCACUGCGAAAAACGAAAAAAAGAAAAAAAGAGGAAGAGACAAAACGAAAAAGAAGAUUAAGGAAAACAACAAACGUGAACUCGCCUUUUCCCCUGUUUCUUUUUAAAACUCGAGAGAACACAGCGACGCUUGACGGAUUCACCGUGGCUCCCUUUAACGUAGCCUGGUGUCGAAAAAAACGGAAAAAUUUAUGCCAAAGAAGCACACAUACACACACACACAUGCACACAUACACACACAACAAAUAAAGAAACGUACGAAGUACAUUAAAAAGUAAACAAAAAAAGCUAAAAAAUAAUUAAGACAAUGGUAAGGACACAUUGUCUAGACGCUAGGAAAGUUACGAAACGCAUGUCAAUUGUUACUCUCAGAUAAGUGUGAGUGCGUGCGGUGUGCGGAGGAUGGAUGAGACGCGUAAUGUAUGAAAGGCGAGAGAGUGAGAGUAUUCUAAUUUAAAAAGAAAGAAAAAAUUUAAAAAAAAAAUGAAGAAAUAGUGAUCGAAGAAAUCGACAAAAUGGCGAAGAAACAUUUGCGAAGAGGAGUAGAUACGCGAGGGGGAUGAAAGAGGGGUCUCGAGAUGAUCAACGUCGAAGAGAGGACGAAGAGAUCGAGAGGCAGAGGUGCGAGAUCCAUGAUGCUUUGCGUUCGAUUGGUGCAAGUGAAACGGUGAAAACUGACGAACAGGAGCAAGACGAGGAGGGGGAGGAAGAGCUGAAGAGGUGAAACGAGAACGAAGCAAGUGACUAAACAAUUUUCAGGUAUAUGAAAUCCCUCCAAUACUAGAUCUCAAUUGCUCAGAACAAUCUAAGUAAAAAUGUUAUACAUUAAUCGUAAAUCGAAGCAACGAAGACGCGUGACUACGUCGCGUCUGCUAAUUGCUAAUCGUGAGUGUCAUCGAAAGAAUGGAAGAGAGAGAGAGAGAGAGAGAGUGUGAGAGAGAGAGAGAACGUGUGUAAUUAUGACGUUUUCCAGAGGGAAACCGG
This is a messenger RNA of Eufriesea mexicana, 8984 nucleotides long. RefSeq lists its product as uncharacterized. The transcript has 17 exons. NCBI's taxonomy places the organism in Eukaryota, Metazoa, Arthropoda, Insecta, Hymenoptera, Apidae. Gene Ontology annotation, biological process: lipid metabolic process. The record is from RefSeq and is a predicted model, not a curated record. Bases 1138 to 5754 code for a protein of 1538 amino acids.